CCGACUUGUGUAUUUUUUCCCUUCUUCCCGUCCGCCGUUUCUUCUUCGCUGUUCUCUCCUUUCUGUUCUCGUCCUCAGAUGGAAAAGGGGAAGUCGUUGGCCACCGAAAUAACGCCGUCCUUCAAAAAUCUCCAACUCAAUCCACGCCCGAAGGCCGUCUCUUCUUCUCCUCUACCUCAAAAAUCGUUCCCUUUACCAUUGAAGAAAUCUAAGCCUAGAAGGUUAGUCAGCUUAUGUCUUGGAUUCCUUGGGCAACAUCUUGAGGACAUCAUCACAGAUAUAUCAGAGAUUGCCACAGGAUUCCCACCUGAUAUUAAGUUGGCAAUGGUGGCUAUUGCAAGGAGGAGAAAAUUGUUGAAUGAUGAUCGCCUCAUUGUAUUUGCUGAACAUUCUUGGGAGAUCCUAGAUAUCUCUGGAUCUGAUAUCACUGAUUUUGGUCUGGCAACAGUGGCAAAGAUUUGUACUAAUUUGCAAGCUGUUGAUGUUAGCCGGUGCGAUAAGAUUACUGCUGCGGGUGUCUCGGAGCUCAUUUGUCAUUGCCAGUCCUUGGAAAUACUAAGAUGCGGAGGAAGCCCAAGGAGUGAUUUUAUGGCUCGUAGAUGCUUGAGUCUCUUGAAACCCAAGUUAAAUGAUGUUGAAGAAGAUUCAUGGGAAGAAUUAGAUAGCAUGGACAUUUGCAGUGGUGCACAAUCAUUGCGUUGGCUUGUAUGGCCUAAGAUAGAUGAGGAUUCAAAAAUGAGCUUGGCCACUGAAUGCCCUCGAAUCAUCAUUAACCCAGUUCCAUCACCCAUUGGCUUCCGUGGGCUACAAGUUCCAGCUGAAGCAUCAGCCAGUGUAGCUCUUGAUCAUUCUAUAGUUGAGGACAUUGAUCCCAAAACGUGGGCUGUUUCAGGUGCUGCCAGGAGGUCCAUUGAUCCCCCUUCUCUAGAUGACACCCCUGAACUACCCAUGGCAGAGAGGUUCAGGCUUGCAUAUCUAGAGAGGGAUGCAAGAUUGACUCCCAAGAGAGCAAAAAAUGCAAGACAACACAGACGACGUGCAGAGAGGGAUUAUUUGAUGAGUAGCACGAAUGCGAAGUCCAUUGCCCUAGCAUCCCAGGCUAGUAAAUUCUUGCACAAUUGAGGCUGAUAUACGACCAGUAUCUAUACUAUUCUGAUUCCAAAAGUUCAUGUAUAUUGAUUGAGUUGAAUUUUAUGAUGAGUGACCACAAUUGACCAUUUCACAAGUCCACUGUUCUGGUUUUCUUUUUCUUUUCUUUUUACUUUGUUUACAUGCCUAGAUUUAUGCUAUAUAAGAAGAUCGAGUCUAUAUUUUUUUAUCAUA
Molecule: messenger RNA, 1323 nt
Organism: Phoenix dactylifera (date palm)
Lineage: Eukaryota; Viridiplantae; Streptophyta; Magnoliopsida; Arecales; Arecaceae
Product: RNI-like superfamily protein
Source: RefSeq, a predicted model, not a curated record